This is a messenger RNA of Phascolarctos cinereus (koala), 1894 nucleotides long. Its product is annotated as cytochrome P450 2C23-like. Lineage: Eukaryota; Metazoa; Chordata; Mammalia; Diprotodontia; Phascolarctidae. Gene Ontology annotation, cellular component: cytoplasm; intracellular membrane-bounded organelle. Gene Ontology annotation, biological process: xenobiotic metabolic process. The record is from RefSeq and is a predicted model, not a curated record. Gene Ontology annotation, molecular function: oxidoreductase activity, acting on paired donors, with incorporation or reduction of molecular oxygen, reduced flavin or flavoprotein as one donor, and incorporation of one atom of oxygen; heme binding; iron ion binding.
CCUGCCAUCAGAGCUGGUGCCUCUGAGAGCUGUAGGACUGUCACUCAGGGCAAUGGAUCCUUGGGGACUCACCACGACUGCCCUCCUGGCUUGUGUUCUUUUGCUGACUUUUCUGUAUCUAUGGAGCCAAGGAUUCAAAAGGGGGAAACUCCCACCAGGUCCCACUCCUCUUCCCUUUAUUGGCAACAUCCUGCAAUUAGAUUUUAAGAACAUCACUGCAUCAUUCUCACAGCUUGCUGAAAAAUAUGGCCCCAUCUAUACCCUUUAUUUUGGAACUCAGCCUGUUGUGGUGUUACAUGGAUAUAACAUUUUGAAGAAAGCUCUAAUUGAUCAAGGAGAUGCAUUUGUAGACAGAGGAAUUGUUCCAAUAUUUGAAGAUGUAUUCAAAGGACAAGGAAUUGUUUUCAGUCGUGGAGAGAGAUGGAAACAUAUCCGAAGGUUUUCCCUCAUGACCCUAAGGAACUUUGGGAUGGGGAAGAGAAGCAUUGAAGAGAGAGUUCAAGUAGAAGCCCAAUGCCUGGUGGAGGAGCUUAGGAAAACAAAGGGUCAGCCCACUGAUCCCACCUUCAUCCUUGGCUGUGCCCCAUGCAAUGUGAUCUGCUCUGUCCUCUUCCAUGAUCGAUUCAAGUACAGUGAUGAGAAAUUUCUAAAUCUGAUGAAGUUGUUAAAUGAAAACUUUCAGCUUCUUAACUCACCAUGGGUACAGCUCUACAACAUUUUACCGGCAUUCAGAGUGUACCUCCCUGGAAAGCGUAAAAUGUUUUCUAGAAAUGUGAAGGAAAUUCAACAGUUCAUUUUGGAAAGAGUGAAGGAGCAUCAAAAAAUAUUGGAUCCUAACAACCCUCAAGACUACAUUGACUGCUACCUCUCCAAAAUGCAGCAGGAAAAAGAUAAUUCCCAUUCUGAAUUUGACUUGGAGAAUCUAUUAAUGACUGGAACAAAUUUAUUUGCUGCAGGAACAGAGACAACCAGCAGCACCCUAAGAUAUGGCCUGCUGCUCAUUCUGAAACAUCCUGAGGUCCAAGCAAAAAUUCAUGAGGAAAUUGAUCGUGUGAUUGGACGUAAUCGAGUUCCUUCCAUAAAAGACAGACAAGAUAUGCCCUAUACGGAUGCUGUUGUGCAUGAGGUGCAAAGGGUAAUUAACCUCCUACCUCUCAACCUGCCCCAUGCAGUGAACCAGGACAUCCAGUUCCAAGAAUAUAUCCUCCCAAAGGGCACAACCAUCUACCCAUUGCUCUUCCCAGUCUUGUGUGACAGCAAAGAGUUUCCCAAUCCUGACCAGUUUGACCCCCAGCACUUCCUGGAUAAGAAUGGGGAGUUCAAGAAAAGCGACUACUUCAUGCCUUUUUCCAUUGGAAAACGGUCUUGUCUUGGAGAGGGCCUGGCAAGGAUGGAGUUGUUUUUGUUCUUUACCACCAUUCUACAAAAUUUCACCCUCAAAUCAGUUGGAGAUCCAAAUGAAAUUAACAUCAUGACCAAUCGUGUUGGGUUCACAAAUAUUCCACCAUAUUACCAACUAUGCUUUCUCCCUCACUAAGGAAGAAGACAAAAAUUGAUUUGGAAAAUUAGCCAUCUUGUUUCAUCUUCUGGAGUCAAUAAUCUCAUGUUGUUUACUGGAAUCCCCUUGAUGAAAAGAAAAAAUUUCCUCUUUAUGAUUGAAAUGAGCCUUAAUUUCCAGAGACAAGACAGGCUAGCAGAGCACCUUGUAUGUCAUUAUGGAAUAGGGGCUGCCUUAUAGAUAUUCUGUGCAACCAUCUCACUGAUGUCUCCAGUCAUGCUCCAAUUCACACCCUCAAUUCUAGUUUUAAGGUGUAGAGAAAGAUCUAUAAAAUACCCCCCCAAAAAUUCAUAUUAGUUUGUACUUUUCUUUUCAAAUAUCCUCAAGAUAAUCUUA